CCAGUGAAGCGGUGGAUGGUGGGAGGCAAGAUGGCGGCGACAGCUAGUAUUCGAGAGAGGCAGACAGUUGCUUUGAAGCGUAUGUUGAAUUUCAAUGUUCCUCAUGUUAAAAACAGCACAGGAGAACCAGUAUGGAAGGUUCUCAUUUAUGACAGAUUUGGCCAAGAUAUAAUCUCUCCUCUGCUAUCUGUGAAAGAACUGAGAGAUAUGGGAAUCACUCUGCAUCUGCUUUUGCACUCUGAUCGAGAUCCUAUUCCAGAUGUUCCUGCAGUAUACUUUGUAAUGCCAUCUGAAGAAAAUAUUGAUAGGAUGUGCCAGGAUCUUCGUAAUCAGCUGUAUGAAUCAUAUUAUUUAAAUUUUAUUUCUGCUAUUUCAAGAAGUAAGUUGGAAGAUAUUGCAAAUGCAGCAUUGGCCGCUAGUGCAGUGACACAAGUAGCCAAGGUUUUUGAUCAGUAUCUCAACUUUAUUACUUUGGAGGAUGAUAUGUUUGUAUUAUGUAAUCAAAAUAAGGAACUUGUUUCUUAUCGUGCUAUUAAUAGACCAGAUAUCACAGACACAGAAAUGGAAACAGUUAUGGACACUAUUGUUGACAGCCUGUUCUGCUUUUUCGUUACACUAGGUGCUGUUCCUAUCAUCAGAUGUUCAAAAGGAACAGCAGCAGAAAUGGUGGCAGUGAAACUAGAUAAGAAACUUCGGGAAAAUCUGAGGGAUGCAAGAAAUAGUCUUUUUACAGGUGACACACUGGGAGCUGGCCAGUUCAGCUUCCAGAGGCCUUUAUUAGUCCUCGUUGACAGAAACAUUGAUUUGGCGACUCCUUUGCACCACACAUGGACGUAUCAGGCACUGGUGCAUGAUGUGCUGGAUUUCCACUUAAACAGAGUAAAUUUGGAAGAAUCUUCAGGAGUGGAAAACUGUCCAGCUGGUGCUAGACCAAAGAGAAAAAACAAGAAGUCUUAUGAUUUAACCCCAGUUGAUAAAUUUUGGCGAAAACAUAAAGGAAGUCCAUUCCCAGAAGUUGCAGAAUCAGUUCAGCAAGAGCUAGAAGAUUACAGAGCACAAGAAGAUGAGGUCAAACGACUUAAAAGCAUAAUGGGGCUAGAAGGGGAAGAUGAAGGAGCCAUAAGUAUGCUUUCUGACAACACUGCCAAGUUAACAUCAGCUGUGAGUUCUUUGCCAGAACUUCUUGAAAAAAAAAGACUUAUUGAUCUACACACAAAUGUUGCCACUGCUGUUUUGGAACAUAUAAAGGCAAGGAAGCUGGAUGUAUAUUUUGAAUAUGAAGAAAAGAUAAUGAGCAAAACUACUCUGGAUAAAUCUCUUCUAGACAUAAUAUCAGACCCUGAUGCAGGAACUCCGGAAGACAAAAUGAGGCUGUUUCUUAUCUAUUACAUAAGCACACAGCAAGCACCUUCUGAGGCUGAUUUGGAGCAAUAUAAAAAAGCUUUAACAGAUGCAGGAUGCAACCUUAAUCCUUUACAAUAUAUCAAACAAUGGAACCUCUUGUCACGAGUCAUGAAUACAGGAUCACAGUUUGUGAUGGAGGGAGUGAAGAACCUUGUAUUGAAACAGCAAAAUCUUCCUGUUACCCGUAUUUUAGACAAUCUCAUGGAGAUGAAGUCAAAUCCUGAAACUGAUGACUAUCGAUAUUUUGAUCCCAAAAUGCUGAGGGGCAAUGACAGCUCAAUUCCUAGAAACAAAAAUCCAUUCCAAGAGGCGAUUGUUUUUGUGGUGGGAGGAGGCAACUAUAUUGAGUACCAAAACCUUGUUGACUACAUAAAGGGGAAGCAAGGCAAGCACAUUUUGUAUGGCUGCAGUGAGCUUUUCAAUGCUACGCAAUUCAUGAGACAGCUGUCACAACUUGGACAGAAAUAACACAGAAGAACCUAAAUAUGAGAAUCUGCUUGGAACUUGGAUAAAUGUAAAAAGUCAAAAGAGCCAGAUAUUUCCCUCUCCAUAACAAUGUUCUGAUACUGAAACUAAGAUUUAUUCAUUUUUAAGGAAAUUCUAUACUUAAUAUAAUGUAUACUAAUCAAAAGAAUAAAGCAUUUCAG
Octodon degus (degu) is the source of this 2051-nucleotide messenger RNA. RefSeq names its product sec1 family domain containing 1 (gene Scfd1). The record is from RefSeq and is a predicted model, not a curated record. The transcript is spliced from 24 exons. Gene Ontology annotation, cellular component: cytosol; Golgi membrane. Gene Ontology annotation, biological process: intracellular protein transport; endoplasmic reticulum to Golgi vesicle-mediated transport. Gene Ontology annotation, molecular function: syntaxin binding. Lineage: Eukaryota; Metazoa; Chordata; Mammalia; Rodentia; Octodontidae. Bases 16 to 1872 code for a protein of 618 amino acids.